AUGAAGGAUAUUACUAUAUUUGCUGGACCCGACUGUGUAGAGAUCAAAGCGAGCAAGUUGAUGUUAUACGCUCGAUCCACCUACUUUGACAGCAUGUUUCGUACUGAAAUGAAAGAAAAGGCAACAAACACUGUCAAAUUCUCAGUUGAGCCAGACAUUUGUCAAGAAGUCAUCUCUUAUAUCCACACUGAUGAAACACCAAAUAUUAUGAAUCCAGGAACAGCAGAGAAACUGUGGUAUGCAGCUCACAUGUAUGAGCUACCCGGCCUUCAAGCUCGCUGCGAGAAUGCUCUUGCAAUACAAAUCACAGAAGAAAAUGCUGCUCAUCUCUUGGCGUUUACGAGCUUGAGUGAAUACCGUGAGCCGCUUGAAGAGUUGAGGGAGUAUGUGCUUGAGUUUAUCACCAAAGGAAAUGGUAUUUGUAACAAGGUAAUAAUGAGUGAAGGUUGGUCUGAAAUCAAAUCAAACCCGGAUAUUCUACAUGAAGUUCUAGAACAACUAGCACGUGGUGGUUCACCUCCACCACGAAAGAAACGAAAGACAUGA
Messenger RNA from Halichondria panicea, 546 nucleotides. Its product is annotated as TD and POZ domain-containing protein 4-like. NCBI's taxonomy places the organism in Eukaryota, Metazoa, Porifera, Demospongiae, Suberitida, Halichondriidae. The transcript has a single exon. Gene Ontology annotation, biological process: proteasome-mediated ubiquitin-dependent protein catabolic process; regulation of proteolysis. Bases 1 to 546 code for a protein of 181 amino acids. The record is from RefSeq and is a predicted model, not a curated record. Gene Ontology annotation, cellular component: cytoplasm. Gene Ontology annotation, molecular function: ubiquitin protein ligase binding.